Messenger RNA from Pangasianodon hypophthalmus (striped catfish), 2187 nucleotides. RefSeq lists its product as uncharacterized. Bases 125 to 727 code for a protein of 200 amino acids. The record is from RefSeq and is a predicted model, not a curated record. Lineage: Eukaryota; Metazoa; Chordata; Actinopteri; Siluriformes; Pangasiidae. The transcript has 5 exons.
GUUUAUUUCUUAAAAUAAAUUUUCUAUAAAUAACGAUAUAUGUAAAUAUUCCUCACUAAAACAAUCAAAUGUUUUUUUUUAAACUUUUUUUUAAAUUUUAUUAUUUUUUUUUAACGUUUUCUUAAUGUGUGUUAUAGGUGGGAGGCUGGUCUUUCAGUCUUCCAGUUUGACUGUGGAUGUUGGUGCAAAUGUGACAUUAACAUGUGAUAUCGCAAAUGCAUUUGGUCAGUGCUCCUCAGUCAGAUGGCUCCUGUACCAACAAGAAAAUGGCCUUAGGCUCUACAUGACAGGCUUCAGUACCGUUACCAGAAAAACUCAGCAAGACACACUGUGUACACUGAAAAUUUCCCGAGCCAAUCUUUCGGAUAAUGGCACAUUUUAUUGUUUACUGUUGAAUGAAGGUGUGGAUUAUAUGGGUAAUGGAACAGUGCUGACAGUCAUAGCACCAGAUAUAACCAACAAGCAGAAAGUGAACACUCAUGACUGCAAGAAGGAUUUACAACAAGUUAAGGAACAUCAGUGUUUGGUCCCCUUGGCUGUUUUGGGAGGAAUCUCACUUCUGAUCAUCUUGGGAAUUCUAGCCAUAUGUGCCUGCCACAGAAGAGCUAUUUUGAUGCGUCGGAGGGACAAUAAUGCAUCACAGCAACAUCAACAAUCCUCCAGUGAGACACAGUAUGCUACCCUCAGAUUUGUAACCGGGAGACGUGAGCAUGUUGCAAAAUCCUGAGCCUAAAUCUUCAGUGGUAACCAUUAUUUUGGUUAAAUCUAACAUUUGAAUGGUCCUAUACAUUCUAUACUUCUGCUUUUUUUUCACCAUAAUUUACCAUGUAUCUUUUCGUGAAUGUACAAUCUUUUGCUAAAUCUCAUUAAUAUCAGCACUGCAACUGAAAAGUAUUCAGCGCUCAGUGCCAGUUCUGGAGGUCACCUGGCAUCCUGCACUGUAAUGUUUCUUGCUUUCCAUACUCCAGCAAACCUGAUUUCACUCAAUGGGUAAUUAUAAAGCAUUUUGUAAUUUGACUUAAUUGGAAAGACCUACUAGCAGGGGGAAAAACAAAUAUCUGCAGGGCAUGGGGUCUCCAGGACUUGAACUGUGAAGCACUGCUACAGCAGCCUAUAGCGGGAGUGCUCAUUUACAGUGCUAUAUGUAACCUAAAUCUAAUACAGUUUAGUGAUUUGCUGUAAACUGUAAAAACAUUAAUGCACUUAGUAAGUAUUUUUUAUCUGUUGACGUACACAUAUAUAUACAGCAUAUAUACAUUGAUACAGCAUAUACCAGGGAUUGCCAAACUUUAUAAUUAUUCUAAAAUAAUUAGUCUCAUUAUUUAAAAUUACAAUAAUUAGGCUCAAUAUUACAAUAUUAGGCUCAUUAUUUAAAUGUUUGGCUAUUAACUGGACACGAUGACCUUUUUUUUUUUUUUUUUUAAAUUCCUGAACCCAUUCAAUUAAACCCAUUUAAUUCAUGUGACCAGUAAAUCAAGCUAAUAACUAAGGCUAAGAAUUCAGUCUAAGAACUCAAUAAUAAAUAUAAUAACUUUGACAAUGGUGGUUGUAGUUUCCACCACUGUAACAAAAUUAGAAAAUCAUGGACUCCUGGUUAUGCUUCACACACCCCUGCAGGUCCAUAGAUCCCACUUUGUCAUAUACAAUAUGAGUUGAGUCAAAAAAGUUGAAUCAUUUGGUUUUGGGCAGGAGAUCAAAAACUGUGCUGGACGCUGGCCAUUUUUGUCAAAGACGUGGUCUAUCAGCCAGUUCCCCACUAGAAGGCAGCAGAUUUUCCUUUAUACAUAGGCCACUGAAGUACAUUGUCUCUAGAGUAGGCAUACAUUUUGGCUAACUUUGACCUGUGAUUUUGCUUUUUUGUAAUUGUCUGUAUUUUGAACUGGCAUUUAGUUUUUUUUUUGGCCUCAAUUAAAAGAAGAGAACACAAAGUGGUUGUGAAUGUGGUUUAUUUGUGAAGGAACCAUGGUAAUAAACUCAGAAGACAGAACAACAUUUCAGCAGUCAAAGCAACCAAGUUCAAAUGAGUUUUGCAAGAAGACGUGAGGAAACGUGGAGACCUUUCUGGCCUCUAAAAAAAUAAACAGCACUCCCCUUUAUCUCUGAACCCAACAUGUGAUGUCAUGUCUUGUGAAUGUUCUGGCCCAUGUCUUGCCAGCAGCAGUGUUGAACUGUUGCAACACAGAUGCA